AUGCCUUACAAACUUAAAGAUAGGAACGUACUCGUCACAGGAGGCUCCCGUGGCCUGGGAGCAGAGAUAUCUCGACGAUUCGCGGCGGAAGGAUGCAAUAUAGCUAUCAAUUAUGCAAACAACGAGUCGCCAGCUAAGGAUCUCGCGAAGGAGAUCGAAUCGUCGUAUCACGUCAAGACCCUGAUCGUCAAAGGCGACUGUGGCGUUAUGGCAGACUGCCGAAAUUGCAUACACGAAACGAUCAAGGCUUUCGGCAGCAUCGAAGGCAUCGUGGGCAACGCUGGCUGGACCAAGUUCACGAACUUCAAUGAUCUCGACGCCAUGACUGAGGAAGAGUGGGAUAAAUGUUACGCAGUGAAUGUCAAAGGCAUGCAUGCACUUGCCAAGGAAGCAUUGCCAACCUUCAACAAGAACGCUGAAGGAGGGUUCUUCAUCAUCACGUCUUCGAUCGCUGCAAAGUCCCUUGGCGGAAGCAGUAUGGCCUACUCUGUCACGAAGGCUGCACAAGUCCACCUCAUGAAGUGCCUGGCUAAGGUUUGCGGCGAGAAGGCUCGCAUUAAUGCUGUGUUACCCGGCCUUCUUCUGACUGAUUGGGGCAAUCUGUACGGACCUGAGAGGAUAGCAGGUCUCAAAGACGCCGCUGCACUCAAGAAGGAGACCGAACUUGGAGAUUGUGCAGAUGCCUAUAUCAUGUUAGCCAAGAACACUUCGAUUACUGGGCAGAACAUUCACGUUGACUCUGGCCUGGCGAUACAACAUCUGUAG
Molecule: messenger RNA, 765 nt
Organism: Recurvomyces mirabilis
Lineage: Eukaryota; Fungi; Ascomycota; Dothideomycetes; Mycosphaerellales; Teratosphaeriaceae
Exons: 4
Coding region: 1-765 (254 amino acids)
Source: RefSeq, a predicted model, not a curated record